CUUUGGGAUAAGAAAAAGAAAAACAGAGAGCCAUGACUCACAUGUUACACAUGUCUGAUACCAACAGCGGAGUUUCUCCAUAAAAUGAUAAUCUACACCACAAAGGAAUCAAUCUUUUUCUUUUUUUCAUUAUUCAAAUGAAUUCAAUCCGUGCUUCAAAGACUGUCUAUGGUCGAUUGAUCAGAAACAAUAUACGACUGGCUUCUACUACAUCCAAAAAACCAAGCAAAGUGUUGACUCUUGACACAAUGCAUCCCUUGAUCAAGAAUGUCGAAUAUGCUGUACGUGGUGCUGUUCCCAUUCGUGCUGAAGCAUUAAGUAAGCAAUUACAAACGGAUCCAUCCAAGUUGAACUUUGAUAAAGUCGUGUUUUGUAAUAUUGGAAAUCCUCAACAGUUGAAUCAAAAGCCCAUUACUUUCUUUAGACAGGUUGCAUCCUUGUGUGAGAAUCCAGAAUUAUUGAAGCCUGAAAAUAGACAAUUGGUCUCAAAGCUUUACCCUGCUGAUGCCAUUAGACGUGCAGAGCUCUUAUUAAACAAGAUUGGCAGUAUUGGUGCUUACUCUCAUUCAAAGGGUAUUCCCUUUAUUCGUGAAAAUGUCGCUAAAUUCAUUGAACGUCGUGAUGGAUACAAGGCAAAUCCCGAUGACAUUUUUUUGACUCAAGGAGCUUCAGAAGGUGUCCAAAAGGUGCUUCAGAUGCUGACUGAGCAUAGCAAGACGGGUAUCAUGAUUCCUAUUCCACAGUAUCCUCUCUAUUCUGCCACUCUGUCUCUGGUCGAUGCUAAGCCUGUUCCUUACUUCCUCAAGGAAGAAGAAGAUUGGGGGUUAAACCGUAAGGAUUUGGAAAGAUCUUUACAUGAAGCUAGAAGCAAAGGUGUCGAUGUUCGUGCACUUGUUAUCAUCAACCCUGGUAAUCCCACCGGACAGUGUUUAUCAGAAGAAAAUAUGCGUGACAUUAUCGAUUUCUGUCAUACGGAACGAAUUGUGCUUUUAGCAGAUGAAGUAUAUCAAACCAACAUUUAUCAGCCAGAGCGUCGUCCUUUCCAUAGUUUCAAAAAGGUAUUAAAAUCAAUGGGCCCUGAGUAUCAAGAGCAAGAACUCUUCUCUUUCCACUCCAUCUCUAAAGGUAUGAUUGGUGAAUGUGGUCGUCGAGGAGGUUACUUUGAAUGUGUCAAUAUCGACCCUGAUAUCAUGGAUCAACUCUAUAAAAUAUCCUCCGUCUCUUUAUGUCCCAACAUCCAUGGCCAAAUCAUGGUAGACCUCAUGACGAAUCCUCCAGUAGAGGGUGAUGUCUCUUAUCCUCAAUAUAAGGCAGAAGUGAAUGCUAUUUAUGAAUCUCUUCGCCGCAGAGCCAUCAAGCUUGCUUCUUGUUUUAACAAGUUGGAAGGUGUUACUUGUAAUAAUGCUGAAGGCGCCAUGUAUCUGUUCCCUAGAAUUAGACUUCCUGAAAAGGCCAUCAAAGAAGCCGAAAAGGCUGGUAUGCCGGCCGACGCUUUCUAUUCCUUGGCCAUGUUGGAUGCAACAGGAGUCUGUGUUGUGCCUGGUUCUGGUUUUGGACAAGAACCAGGAACUUAUCAUUUCCGUUCUACUUUCCUUCCUGAAGAACAUCUCUUUGAUCAAUUCUGUUCAAAGUUGGAAACCUUCCACAACGACUUUAUGAAGAAGUAUAGAGACUAAAUACGUGUGUGUGUAUAUUUAAUAAAAACCAUAGAAUUGUAUAAAUGAAAAAAUAAUAUCUUAUUUGGAGCUACUUUAGUCGGACUGACGCGUUUUAUCAUUUUUAAGCAAC
Molecule: messenger RNA, 1788 nt
Organism: Rhizopus microsporus ATCC 52813
Lineage: Eukaryota; Fungi; Mucoromycota; Mucoromycetes; Mucorales; Rhizopodaceae
Product: PLP-dependent transferase
Exons: 4
Coding region: 138-1676 (512 amino acids)
Biological process (GO): biosynthetic process
Molecular function (GO): L-alanine:2-oxoglutarate transaminase activity; pyridoxal phosphate binding
Source: RefSeq, a predicted model, not a curated record